This is a messenger RNA of Penicillium daleae, 1176 nucleotides long. RefSeq names its product Peptidyl-prolyl cis-trans isomerase-like 4. The record is from RefSeq and is a predicted model, not a curated record. Gene Ontology annotation, molecular function: RNA binding; peptidyl-prolyl cis-trans isomerase activity. Bases 1 to 1176 code for a protein of 391 amino acids. The transcript has 3 exons. Gene Ontology annotation, cellular component: nucleus. Gene Ontology annotation, biological process: protein peptidyl-prolyl isomerization. Lineage: Eukaryota; Fungi; Ascomycota; Eurotiomycetes; Eurotiales; Aspergillaceae.
AUGAAGCAUAUCGAACGGGGGACGGUCAGCAUGGCUACGGUGCCGGCACCCAAUGAUCCAGACCAGCGGGUGGCCGGCAGUCAGUUUCUGAUCACACUCGGCGAGAAUUUGGAUUAUCUGGAUGGCAAGGCGGCUAUCUUUGGCAAGGUGGUCGAGGGCUUUGACGUUCUGGAGAAGAUCAACGAGUCGUUUAUUGAUGAUCGUGGCCGGCCGUUGAAGGAUAUUCGUAUCCGCCAUACCGUCGUUCUAGAUGAUCCAUUUGAUGAUCCAGCUGGGCUGGUCGAGCCGCCGGAAAGUCCUGUACCGACGAAAGCGCAAUUAGCUACCGUGCGGAUUGCCGACGACGAGGAUCUAGACGAGGAAAUGGAUGAGGCUGCCAUGGAGAAGCUGCGUCGCGAGCGCGAAGCGCGUGCCCAGGCGCUGACGUUGGAGAUGGUAGGCGAUCUGCCUUUUGCCGAUGUCAAGCCCCCCGAGAAUGUGCUUUUCGUCUGCAAGUUGAAUCCAGUCACACAAGAUGAGGAUCUUCAGUUGAUCUUCAGUCGCUUUGGAACAAUCCUGUCUUGCGAGGUGAUUCGAGACAAGCGCACGGGCGACAGCCUGCAGUAUGCGUUUAUCGAGUUCGAACAUCAAAAGGACUGUGAACAGGCCUACUUUAAGAUGCAGGGCGUGCUGAUUGACGACCAUCGCAUCCACGUUGAUUUCUCGCAGAGUGUCUCAAAACUAUCCGACACCUGGCGCAAUGCAACAGUCACCAAGCGCCAACAGCGCGGCGGUUUUGGCGGUGUUGCAGAUCUCGAACAGAAGCGACAAUACCGAGUGUCUGAUGAUUCUCAUGCAAAGGACGGGGACAAGGCGUACAAUAUGGUGUUUGAUCGUUCACGCAAAGAUCGGCCAUCGGCGCCAGCUACAUCUGGCCCUCGUCGCGAGGGCCCGUCCGAUCGCAGCCCUCGGCGAGAUUCAUAUCGUGAUCGGCGUAGCAGUCGCAGUCCUCGAGGCCGAGACUCACAUCACGAGCGUCACCGCCGGCGAGAAUCCAGCAGGAGUCCUGGACGUUGGGACUCUGACCGGCGAGAUCGAGAUCGUGGGGAUCAAGGGCGCUAUCGGGAUGACCGUGGGGAUCGGGACCGGGAUCGGGAUCGAGGCCGUCGAGAUGAUCGGUAUGAGCGACGACGAUGA